Messenger RNA from Chaetomium globosum CBS 148.51, 1467 nucleotides. RefSeq lists its product as uncharacterized. Gene Ontology annotation, cellular component: glycosylphosphatidylinositol-mannosyltransferase I complex; endoplasmic reticulum membrane. Gene Ontology annotation, biological process: GPI anchor biosynthetic process; protein processing. Lineage: Eukaryota; Fungi; Ascomycota; Sordariomycetes; Sordariales; Chaetomiaceae. The record is from RefSeq and is a predicted model, not a curated record. The transcript has 3 exons. Gene Ontology annotation, molecular function: mannosyltransferase activity. The coding region runs from base 1 to 1467 and encodes 488 amino acids.
AUGCGCGAGCGAAUCAGCUUUGUCCAGAAGUUGGGCGACUCGCUAGAGCCGUCGGCGUUGACGGUCAAUGAUGGCGUAAUCAAAGGUCCUGAGGUGCACGCUGUCCGCGAGGACAGGCUGACCAUUGCUGCCAAUGAACUUCCCUCCGAAUUACGGACACUAGUCACGGGUGCUCAAGAUCUCCAUAUUCGAUGGGUCAGCACCGCGGCCUACGAAACAGUUAGCCCGCUCCUCGCAAGGCUGCCUCCUGGCUUCCAUCUCUUUUUCACGCCGGGGAGGAAUCAUGCUGUAACGAAGGGGUUAUGCUCGAUACUAGGCAACAUAUUUGGAGAUAUAUCCUGCACCACUCCUGAUGAAUCUUUCACAGUCGUCGGUGAAGAGCGCUUUCAAUACUUCCAGGAGCUGGACAGCUUAUCCCACUUCAUCCAAUAUGCCAAGGGCCAGCUAUGCGGCGCGACCGAUGCGUCCUGCUCAGCCAGGCUAGACACCCUCUCGACAGCCGGCACACUCGACAUGUCGUACGACAUCGGUGAGAGGGUUUUGCGGGUUACCGCCCUCUGGCCUUACCAGCGCCAGCAGGUGCACGCCACAUCCCGCCCGAACACCCGCACCGAAGUCGGCAUUCUCUCUACGGACAAGCCGAAGACGCUCGAAGCACACGAAAUCGGCAUCUCGGGUCUCCUUACCGUCCUCGGCCAAGACUCGAAGCCCUCGCCAACCAUGUUCUCCUUUGGCUCGCGCCACCGCGACGCCGAGUCGGCCUUCUCAGCCCGGUUCCUCGCCCCGACAGGGCUGCACCCGACCCUCCAGCUGCGGCUCACCGCCGACGGCCCACCCCCGUCCUCCUCGGACGACGAAGACGCCACCACCACCUGCACGCCCUACGCUUACCUCACGCUCCCACGCACCAUCUUCGCGGACAAGUACCAGCUCUCGGACCCGCUGUUCCUGGCGUCCAAGAACCUCACGGCCCUGCGCCACACCACGCAGCCCGUCGACCUCGAGGCGCCAGCGUAUGUCAUGACCCAGUGGGGCUCGUCCGUCCUCCUCGAGCUGUCGCCGCCGCCGGCGCAGGAGCGGAGAAAGGGAGGAGGAGGAGAAUGGACGGCAUCCAUCCCCCUCCACCUGCGGUACCUCGCGCCCGCGCCCGGCGGCUACUCGACCAUCGCCGUGCCGUACCCGGGCCGUGUUCUGGGCGUGCGAGCCCGCGCAGGGGGCCGUGUUCCCGCCGAACCCGUUCGAGAAGCACCACCUGGGGUACGACGCGCUGUUUGGGGGGGACACGGUGUUUUGGCACGUCGCGCCGAAGCCGGCGGCUCAGGGGGGGUUGCUGGUGAACGAGGUCAGGGUGCCGGUGCUGGACGUGGACAGGGCCGGGUGGGUGAACGCGGGGACGGCGGCAGCUGUGUUGGUUGGGUUCGCGUGGGUUGUGUGGAAGAUCGUUGGGGUCUGGGCCAGGGGGGGUAA